AUGUCUGAUAAAAUUGAGUCCGUUUUAUUUUCAUACCAAAAAAAUGUUUCCAAUCGUCAAUAUGAAGAUAAAACUAUCAUUCGGAAGACCGAAUAUGUAAAUGUUGCCUGUGAUAGAUGUCGAAAAAGUCAUUCCAAGUGCUCAGGAGAGCCAAAAUGUGCAAAAUGCAUGAAGCAAAACCUUUCGUGUGUCUUUAAUAAGUUUCCAAACAAGCGUGGACCAAAGCGUAAAAAGCGUAAAUUACCUUUUGGUAAUACUGAUCUUGAAAGUAGCAAUCCUAUGCACAGUAAAGUAAUAAUCCAAAGAAACAUAAUUAUGGAGAUUCUUAUUCAAGCACUCGAAACUAUGGAGGUUCUUAUUAAAGAACUCGAUGACCGAAAAUACGUUUUAAUGAUAAAAUUUGCGAAUCUGUUCAACAUGUUGGUGGAAGCUGGUUUAUAUAAUUUAGAAAGCCCCCCAUCAACUGAAAACGAAGAAGGGGCCGCGUUGCCCUUAUAUGCAGUUAUGGAUAAUUUCAUCAAUAAGAUAAAUGGGAUUAUUACUAAAUUGUAG
Molecule: messenger RNA, 552 nt
Organism: Racocetra persica
Lineage: Eukaryota; Fungi; Glomeromycota; Glomeromycetes; Diversisporales; Gigasporaceae
Source: the annotation of a GenBank genome assembly